Molecule: messenger RNA, 1863 nt
Organism: Aedes albopictus (Asian tiger mosquito)
Lineage: Eukaryota; Metazoa; Arthropoda; Insecta; Diptera; Culicidae
Exons: 4
Coding region: 192-1577 (461 amino acids)
Cellular component (GO): nucleus
Molecular function (GO): protein binding
Source: RefSeq, a predicted model, not a curated record
GUGUGCGUGAGACUCGCCAGUGUUUGACGUUUGUUUGAUGGCAAAAGUUUCGUGCAAAAGUGCUUGAAAAUCUGAAAAAUUUUGCAUUUCUUGUGAAAAUUGACUGAUUUUUGUUCAAAUUAUCAGUCAUUGUUGCAUAAAACUUACUUCGGAGAAAAUUGCCACGCUAGGUGAGGCAUUUCGUUGCGAAAAUGCCUACCGCAAGUGCCGCGUCAUGGGUAAAGUUCUUCUCGAAUGCCGGCAUCCCGUCGCAAGCGGCCGCUGGUUACGCCCACGUAUUCGUUGAAAACCGAAUACAGAUGGACAUGCUGAUGGAUCUCAACAAGGAGUAUCUGAGGGAGAUGGGCAUCACCACGAUGGGGGACAUCAUUGCCAUCCUGCGUCAUUCGAAGGUGGUCAGCGAGCAAAGUGCUCGGGAUAGAGUACUGUCCACACCGGGUGAAGAAAGCAGUAACGGAAGCUCUUCCGUGCCGGUGGCUGCGGUUUCGGCGACGCAGAGUUCCGCACCAAAAUCGAUGGUUUCAAGACCCUCUUCGACAGUAUCGCUUCCCAGCAAACCACGUCGGGUAUUCCCUGAGCACAAAAUCACACUUCCUACCAGCGGCAACAGCGGGCGAACAGUAAACGAGGUCCCCGAAAAGAAAGCUUCUGUGCCGAUGAUGUCAUCCAAAAAGGCGGACGUAUUCAAAAGGCUCUCGCACAAUUCCGACGAGGAGGAUGACGAUGAGGACGAGGACAGAAUUGGUGGACCGCCGCCUUCCAAGCUGGCAUCCAAAGUGAGCCUGAAAGGCAUCGAACCGAUCCGGGUUAGCAAAAGCACGACGUCGAUAUUUUCCCGGCUCGGUGGCAAAAGCAAACGGGACAUUACGGAUGGUCCCACCGGGAUACUGAAGAAGUCGCCCAGCAGACCACUUUCUUCAGAACGCAAAAUCACCACUACCUCUCAGAAGGUGAUCCUGGUGAAGAAGAUUCCUGCUAAAGCGGUCACUGCCCUGGAUGACGACGACUACGGAAAGCGCAGGAGCCAGCACACCCGUUCGAGAUCUUUCGACAGGAUGGACACGGGAGAACCCCUGAAGUCCGUAUCGUUCUCCGAGGAGGACGAAGUCCUCGAAAUAGAUCCUCGUCCAGCUGGAGGUAAACCCUCGCCCAAAAGUGGCGCCCGCAUGCGAUUUCACGAGCGGGAACCCGGGCCCGUUCGGUCCAGACUGGGACAUUCUCCAAAACGCAACCAGACCUCUCCGCUGCGCGGACCUCGCAAAACUGUUUUCAUGAAACCACAGAAAAUGUCAGCAGGAAACGUGACGACCCUGUCGCCGGCGUCGCUGUCCCGAUCGAAGAUGAAGUCCGACGCCAUGCUGAUGCGGAACGAGCUAUCGGUGAAAAAUCGACUGAAUCUGGCCGCCCGUAGUGGAGGGCCUGCGUCUAGCAAAACCGAUAGAAGUGAACGGUUCAGUCUGGAUUCCAAGCUAGCUAGCUUAAAACUGAAGGGAUCCGGAAAACCGCCAGGCAGCGGUGGUAGAAAAAGUGUCCCCAGUGCAAGCGUUUUCGAUCGGCUGGGAUACAAUAGGAAGUGAAACGGGAUGACGCCUUUUCCCCCUAAGGACUAUAAUAACGAUGAUAGUGAAUACAUUGUAUUUAUGCUAAGUUUGAUAGACUGUUCCACACAAAAGAGGAAAUUUGUCUAUGACAUUUUUGUUUAACAAAAAACUAACACGAGUGAGUCGGUGACCAUUUAUAUCUUGAGCAUAUUAUAACGUUAGUGUUUUGGUACCCGCAAACACACGAUAUUUGUGAAGUGUUGAACAUCGUUUGAAUAUAGCUAUGUAGAACUGAAAUAAAACUCAUCUAACAUAGAAAGAA